Messenger RNA from Acaulospora colombiana, 3916 nucleotides. Lineage: Eukaryota; Fungi; Glomeromycota; Glomeromycetes; Diversisporales; Acaulosporaceae. The record is from the annotation of a GenBank genome assembly.
UACCAGCAAAUUCCAGGGAGCAGGCGCUAGUGAGGUCGGCUUUCGCGUCUUUCCACUCGAAAAACGUCGACUGAUUCCUGAAAAUAGGACUGUGAAACGAACAAGCGCACUUGAGAGUCCUAUAGUCGCGUUAACAGUGGUGGUCGUGUUUAGAGUUGAAGUCAUUAAAGUCGCUGCAGCAUUAUGGCGAACAUACGCGCCUUCCAACAAUUAUGGUCAACUUCCAAACCUUCAUAAAACCGCUAUCACGGAUCUGCAAUGGUCAUCAAUCUCGCCCAUCUUAUACACAGUCUCAGCGGACAAGACUAUCGCAAUGUCCGACUUAACAACAGGAGAACGUGUGAAAAGACUACGAGGGCAUUCUGGGAUCAUCAAUGCAAUCUCAACAACCACCGCUGGAGGUAGCGGCAUCGAGCUUCUCGCAACUGCUGCAGACGAUGGGACUGUGAAAGUUUGGGAAGGAGGGGAUGAAGGAUCAAAACAUUGUGUUGCCGACUGGCAACUCGGAUGUCCCGUUACCGCAGUGUGCUGGGGACCUGAUGGAAAUUCGGUCUAUAUUGGAGCAUUGGACAAUCUCAUUCAUGUAUAUGAUUUACGGAAGGGUGAAGAAGUCACCAUCCUGGGUGGGCAUACUGAUACCCCGACAUCAAUCGCUCUGUCUCCCGAUGGUGGGUACCUCUUGACUUCCACACUCUCUGUUAAUGAGCAAAUCAGGGUCAUAUAUCAUGUCACCAUCUCUCUCUUCACAAACAAUUAUUCACGACAUUCGACCUUUCAGCCCAUCACCAACCAGAAUACAUCGCACACUCUUAGGUAUGCCAUUUCACUAGAUUUAGAAAGCAAGAGCUUCACGUCUAUCACAGGAGCACCAGCUGGCUUUGAAAACGCAUUAAUUCGUGGCGCAUGGUCCCGAACUGAUAAUGGUAGCCGAGUAGCUGUUGGUGGAGCAGACCGUACCGUUACCAUCUGGGACGUAGAGACAACAAAAAUACAAUACAAGCUCCCCGGUCAUAAGGGAACAUCCUCACCGGUAGCAAAGACUCCACGCUUUUACUGGGAGAACUUGAAGAGACUUCCUAGCUCAUAUACUAACAUCAUGAAUAGUACAGGAGUCUUGAUUCAACGACCGACGGUCACAUCACACAUGGCAUCUAAACUCCUACCACAUUCCAAGCUAGCGUUCCGACCAUGUCAAACCUCUGGAGUCCAGAGAGCUCUGCUUGGAAACUCCUCUAAUUUGGUUCGCAUGUCGCACCUUCCAAGGCAGAGAAUACACCGGUCACCUAUUACUCCUGUUCAACAGCGUUGGGUGAAUACGGGAGGCCUUACCAACCUAUUCGAUACCUCCACAGUCGGAGGAAUUCAAGUUAGAAAUAUAUCGGAGAUAGGAGGAAUUGAACUUGAGGACGGCCUUACGCUUCGCUCAAGCUGUAUUCUGACCCGUGGAAAAGUAUUCCUCUGGAAAACACCGGGCACUCCAUGGAACGGAUGGUCUGCUGCCGAUUUUGAGCUAUUUGAAGUUCUCGUUCCGAAGCCUGAAAUUCUCCUCAUUGGGACGGGCAAAAGUCUUUUGCAACCUCCUCCAUCCAUAAGGCAGUAUCUACACCAAAUUGGAGUGCAGUUUGAGAUCAUGGACACGGUAAGGAUUCGUUGCUAUUGGAUGCACGCCUUGAUCAUCCUCUAUUUACUAACAAACUCUCGAUACAGAGAAACGCCGGUUCGACCUUUAACCUUCUAUCAGAGGAGGGAAGACAAGUCGCCGCUGCUCUAUUACCCUUUUCUUCUAACACCUGGACGUGACACGGUCGAUUGGUUUCUAUUACCGAAAAGGCCGCAGGAACAGCACAGAGGAGUCCAAUCAAGUGAUUCAGAGGUCGAUCUGGAGAAUGACGAUGACCAAAUCCGAAACUAUGCACCUACGUCCCCUGCGCAAUGGUCUCAUCAUCGCCAUUCAGUAAACUCUACCGUCGAAGGUCACAUUCAAGCAGAAAGAGGGAGUUUGCAACGGCGUGGAACACAAGCAGCACGCCGCUCACCAAUCGACAGUUUACCCCUCGAGAUGCUAAUACACAUUUUUAGACAGCUUACAGAAACCUCUCAUCUCUACAACUGUCUUUUCGUGUCUAGCACCUGGUGUCAGUGCGUCGUAGAGCUACUUUGGCUAAAACCGCAUUUGGCGAGUUUGGAUUCGCUUCUUGCCUUUUUGCGAAUAAUCCAGCCAGGUUUCAACCCCAAUGCCCCGGAAAGUAAUGGAGAAAUAACUUUUGACUCAAGGGAAGUUCUUGUAAACGGAAGAUGGCAAAGUCGCGAGAGUGUCGGUAAAGAAACCCAGAAGACUGAAGACCCGCAAGGGAAAAGUGAGGCGACAGCGCAAAUAGAGCCUUACUUCCCAUAUGCACGCUUCGUCAGACGACUCAAUCUCUCUGGUGUCGCUGAUGACAUACAAGAUAUAUAUUUCCGCUGCUUGACGGCGUGCACACGCCUCGAGCGGCUGACUCUCAAUGGGUGCAUCCAUCUUACCGACAACUCGCUCUCGAUCCUCGGCAACAUGCCCAACCUAGUUGCAUUGGAUCUUACAGGCGUCGUCGACGUUACCGACGCCACCAUUGUAUCGGUGGCUAACGUCUGUAACAAAAUCCAAGGGAUCAACCUUGAAGGUUGCAAGAAAGUCACAGACAUAGGUCUACUGGCUAUUGCAGAAAACUGUCCACUCCUCCGCCGCAUCAAGCUUUGUGAACUAGACCGGAUCACUGGAAACAGCGUGUCCAAGCUAGUCCACCAAUGCCCUUUACUCAUCGAGAUCGACCUGAAUGGUUGCAUACAAAUCGAUGAAGGGGCAGUGAGGGACAUAUGGACACACUGUAGCCAUCUCCGCGAGCUGAGGCUAGCUCAAUGUUCAAAUAUUGGGGAUUUCGCUUUCCCUGCCGCUCCCCGUUUGGCAAAGCCCGCUUCUACUGGAAACACCGGAAAUGGACCAUCGAAUACAACCCCAAUCGUCUUACCCCUACUUCCUCCCCUCUUAUUGUCACGGCCACUUGGCCACCUGCGUCAGCUGGAUCUCAUGUCUGUCCAUAUUACUGAUGAGGCGGUCAGCGGGAUUAUCGCCAACGCUCCAAGGCUGCGAAACCUUGUGCUUGCCAAGUGUUCCAAUUUGACUGAUACGGCAGUACGAAGUAUAAGCGAGUUAGGAAGACACCUACAGUUUUUGCAUCUUGGACAUGCAGCCGCUAUAACUGAUAGUUGCAUCUCUUUGACAGACGAUUCUGUCAAAGCGCUUGCAGCACUUCCAAAGUUACGACGUAUCGGCCUUGUCAGAGUACCAAAUCUAACGGAUGAUGCCGUUCGCUAUCUUACAGCAAGAGGGAGCACAUUGGAACGAGUCCAUUUAUCCUACUGCGAAAGGAUCACUGUCAGGGCAAUAUAUGUACUCUUAAAGCGCCUCACAAAACUGACUCACUUGAGUCUAACUGGUGUCCCUGCCUUCAGACGGUCUGAAUUGCAACAGUUUUGUCGACCUCCACCGUCGAACUUUAAUGAUACUCAAAGAGCAGCCUUUUGUGUUUACUCCGGACCUGGGAUCCACCAUCUUCGGAAAUAUCUGGAAAAGAUUGCUCAUAGUGUACAGAGGGAAGGUCAACCAGAAGAAGACGAUGGCGGAGGUGUAUUCAGUUCAUUGGCAGAUAACCUAGUUUAUGAAACGGAUGAAGAUGUGCAAGAGCUGGAUGAACACGACUUUUUAAGCAAUAUGCCACACCUCGGGCCGAAUCGAAACCAUCAAGCUCAAUCAGACGGCAUAGAUCGCAAUCCUAGUAUGUCGCAAUACCAAUCCGGGACCACACGACUCCCUUCCUCUGUAGGAAAUACAUCCUCUUCGACUUACGAACAAUCUCACACGAGUACUGGAUCACCUCUUCAU